This is a messenger RNA of Misgurnus anguillicaudatus (oriental weatherfish), 3177 nucleotides long. Its product is annotated as SID1 transmembrane family member 2. Gene Ontology annotation, cellular component: lysosome; plasma membrane. Gene Ontology annotation, biological process: RNA transport. Gene Ontology annotation, molecular function: double-stranded RNA binding; RNA transmembrane transporter activity. The record is from RefSeq and is a predicted model, not a curated record. Lineage: Eukaryota; Metazoa; Chordata; Actinopteri; Cypriniformes; Cobitidae.
GACUCGUGCGCGAUGACGUCACUGGCACACGGCUUUCAACAACAGAGCACAGCGCGAGAGAAAGAGAGAGAUCAGAACGACUCCGGUUUGAGUUUAAAUCUAAAUCAGAUUGAGUUUUUGUGAGUUUGUGUUAUUAUGUGUUUGUGUCAGAUCUGUCGCGUGUACAGCGGAUGAGAAGUCAGCGGAAGAUUCGGCUGAUGAAGGAUCCAGGAUGCUGCAGGUGUGUUGUGGUUCGGUCCGGGUCCGGUCCGCUCCCGGUUGGCUCGUCCUAAUGCUGAUGUGCUGCUGGUGUCCAGGAGGAGCAGACAGCACAAAUGUGGUCAUCCAUAAAGACGCUCAGUUUGAUGUGACGUACAGCGACACCGUCGCCAGUGACAACCAGACCAUCUACUCGUACAACCACACCGUGUCCAGAAACAAGACGGAGGGCGUGCGGGUUUCGGUGGAGUUGGUGUCUGAGAGCACUCAAAGUCCCGUCCUGUUCGUGGUCCGUCAGAAACAGGCGGUUCUGUCGUUUCAGGUUCCUCUCAUUCUCAGAGGCUUGUAUCAGAGGAAAUAUCAAUACACUCAGGUGGGCCGUACGCUGUGUCAGCCGCCUACUAAAGCCGUAUCAGAGAUGCAGUUCUUCUAUGUGGACGUGUCGACUCUCUCCAGUACAUCAGUUCAUUAUCAGCUGCGAGUCAGUCGUGUAGACAGCUUCAUUCUGCAGACAGACAAGAAAUUCAGCUUUAAUGCGACACCAUCUCAACCUCAGUUUUUAAAGUAUGUGUUUCCUGAGGGUAUGGACACAGUGAUUGUGAAGGUGAAUUCACAGAAGAACUUCCCAUGUUCAGUUAUGUCUAUACAGGACAUCCAGUGUCCAGUUUAUGAUUUAGAUAAUAAUGUGGCAUUUAUUGGGAUGUAUCAGACGAUGACCACCACAGGUGCCAUCACAGUGCAGAGAAAAGAUUUUCCCAGUAACAGUUUUUAUGUGGUUGUGGUGGUGAAGACUGAAGAUGAGGCGUGUGGAGGACCGCUGAGAUUUUAUCCGCUCUCACCCGAUGAGCUGUUUGAUGCUGGAAAUCGAAGUAAAACUCUGGAUGUGAUCGUAUCUCCUGCCAUUAACUCUGAGGUGUAUGUUAUGGGAAUGCUCUUCUGUCUGGGAAUCUUCCUCUCCUUAUAUCUGAUCACAUUUCUAGUGGCUUGUGUGGAGAAUAAGAGGAUGAACAGGAAGAGGGAGGGGCUUCUGCAGCCAGGUGACGCCUCUCCUGCAGAGACAGCAUCUCUCUUGGGAAAGGCUCCUGUGUCACCCUAUGAAUACGGCUCAUUUGCUGAUAAUGGCAGCACAUUGAGCUCUGAGGCCGUCACAAACAGUUCAACUGAUGGAAACUACGGAUACACAGGAUUGGAGACUUUUAAACGCAGAUCAAUCACAGCACAUCAUGUAGCCAUCCGCAUUGAUCGUUUGUUAGAGAGCGUCGCUCGCAGUCGUCAGGAGUCUUUGAGUUCGGUCGAAGAGGACGAUUAUGACACGCUGGCCGACAUCGACUCGGACAAAAACAUUGUCCGUACGAAGAAGUUUCUGUGUGUGUCGGAUCUCGCUCGCAAAGACAAACGCAUCCUCAGCAAGAAAUAUCAGAUCUACUUCUGGAACAUUUCUACAAUCGCAGUGUUUUAUGCUCUUCCGGUCAUUCAGCUUGUCAUCACCUAUCAGACGGUUGUUAACGUCACGGGAAACCAAGACAUCUGUUAUUACAAUUUCCUGUGUGCACACCCUCUUGGCGCGCUCAGUUCCUUCAAUAACAUCCUGAGUAAUCUGGGUUACGUGUUACUGGGUCUGCUCUUCUUACUCAUCGUUCUUCAGAGAGACAUCCUUCAUAGUCGAGCCCUCGAUCGUAAAGACACCACAGCACUGGAGUGUGGUAUUCCUAAACACUUUGGUUUGUAUUAUGCGAUGGGAACGGCACUGAUGAUGGAGGGGUUGCUCAGCGCCUGCUACCACGUCUGCCCAAAUUACACUAACUUUCAGUUCGACACAUCGUUCAUGUAUAUGAUAGCUGGAUUGUGUAUGUUAAAGCUCUAUCAGAAGAGACACCCGGACAUUAACGCUAGCGCAUACUCAGCAUACGCCUGUUUGGCUGCCGUCAUCUUCUUCUCUGUGUUGGGAGUGGUGUUUGGUAAAGGUAACUCGGUGUUCUGGAUUAUUUUCUCUGUCAUACACAUACUGGCUACACUGCUGCUGAGCACACAACUGUACUACAUGGGCCGCUGGAGACUGGACUCUGGGACCAUGCGCAGGAUCUUUCAUGUGAUUUACACAGAUUGUAUUCGACAGUGCAGUGGACCCAUGUACAUUGACCGAAUGGUUCUGCUGGUGAUGGGAAACAUUGUGAACUGGUCCCUUGCGGCAUACGGUCUCAUCAAGCGACCCAAUGACUUUGCCUCGUAUCUUCUGGCCAUUGCCAUCUGUAACCUGUUGCUGUAUUGUGCCUUUUACAUCAUCAUGAAGUUGCGCAGUGGUGAGAGAAUUCAGUGUCUGGCUGUGGUGUGUAUUCUCUUCACGGCUGUGGUUUGGGGUUUCGCUCUCUUCUUCUUCUUUCAAGGUCUCAGUACGUGGCAGAAAACUCCGGCUGAGUCUCGUGAACACAAUCGUGAGUGUAUCCUGCUCUCCUUCUUUGAUGAUCAUGAUAUUUGGCACUUCUUGUCAUCAAUCGCCAUGUUUGGAUCCUUCCUGGUUCUGCUUACUAUGGAUGAUGAUCUGGAUACGGUUCAAAGAGACAAAAUCUUUGUGUUCUGAUGGACAGACGUUCUGGUUAAAUUACAAAUGAGACGUGAGCAUCUUUUUACUGCCAGUCUGAGACGGUAGGGGAGGAGUCUCCUACAGGAGCUAAUGCUGAUAGGACAGUGAAUGUGCCAAUCAAACUGCCAGUGCUCCUCCUCUCAUUGCCAUGGUAACGGUUAAUGUAACCAUGUGGAUCUCCAGUCCCGCCCUGCAGAUCUCACUGGAUUUUUGUAAUGGUAGUUUAUUCUUCUAUGGCUUCUGUGUCGUGGUUUUGGACGUCGUGCUUCUGACAGUAAAUCCGAGCCGAGCUGCUUUCAUCUAACGAGGAUUCUGAUGAGAAUAUUUGCACUGUCUUACAAAUUAUGUUUUUACAAUGUACAGAUGGAAUGAUUAAUAAAUAAAAACUUUUUACUGUC